UGUUCCGCCUUUAGGCAAAGUGGAUAAAACUUGUCUAAACGUGGCUGUGUUGAUGACUCACUUCUUUUAAAUGUUCUGACAUCUGCUGUGCAUCAGCGUCUGACUCAUUACUGGAGCCACAAACGCUCCUCGGUGAAAUAACAGAAACGAAAAUAAUGAUCAUUAAAAAAGACAGAAUGUUGGCGUCAGCCCGUCGGGAACAGAACUCCUAGACCGUGUGCUGCGCAGGAACAUACGUGCUCGCCCGCAUUUUGGGAGUUUCCGUAGCAACCAGAAAAUUGAGGGGAUUAAUGGGAGCAGCUAGAGACCUUGAGACUUGCUAAGAUCAGCCGCUACAUGAACUUCCAGGUGAAGGGCAGAUCCUCUGGGGGAGGGGGAUGUCUUUCCCUCUGUGACACAUACCACAAGUGUCUUGGACGAUGGUUGUGACUUUUUUCUACCGGUGUGAAAUGGAUAAACCCGCAGUCAUAGAUAUCUCUGGCAAGUCGUUUUGAGGUCAGUAGCUUUGAAAAGUUGCGUCUCUCCCUCUGGAUAAGUCAGAACUUGUCUACGAGCGAGUGCACUUUGGAAGAAUCCUCUUGGUGAAGGUCCAGUCAGUAUCUGGGACACAACUGGACGUCUACAGUCGCCUGAAGACCAACAGCAAUAUUUGAAAGACAGAGUUUCCCUCUUGGAGGACACACGGGAAAGAUCUAGGCAGUCAUUUCAUGGUUGGUGUGCAUUAGGAAGCUGAUGUGGACUAGUCGCUGACAUCUAAUGACUGCUCUCUGGAGGCCAAUCUGCAAGGAGAACCUAAUCUAUGCUGAGAAUUUAAGAUGUGACGUCUUUGAUCCUCCAGUGUUGGUUGCAUGUAAGGAAAGAGCUGGUUUGGAGGGAGAAUGAAGCUUCUGAUUAAAGAUCUUCCUGAAGAUGGAGAACGGGUGAUGCCUAAGUGCAACCUUUCUGCUCUCCGCCUGCGUGUUUUGUAAAUGUUGGCUCUAGCGGGACCGGUGAGAUCAUCAGUGGAAAUGGGAUUUUUAGAAAACUUCCUGUCUGCCCGGCCUCAUUUAUGCCCAUUGUAAAGCGGAGCUGCAGCAGCUGUUGGUGCAGUUUGGACACCUGUCUUCAAGCGCUGUAUCUGAACCCUGACGGACCACCUCCCAGUGCUGCUCAGUCCAACGUGUGGUUCUGGUGUUUCCGGGCUUUUGGACUCCUAGACUUCAGCUGCAAAACCCUCCCACUGUCAGCACGUAGAUGUCAUGAAGGUUACAAACAAGAUGGACGGUAAAGGUCAACUCCCACCAUCUCCGUUGAACUACAGCUGUAAACUAUCACUCUUCACCAGGACCGGAUGGAACAGAGUCGAUACCAUGACACCCCCCCCCGAGAAAGGAAAAGGGCGGGACAUCCCAACGCAGGGUUGACGGCGCAGAACAAUGGCCACCAUGUCUUCGUUCCCUCAGUGCAAUGGCAUCACUGGGCCCAAAUACCGCGACUGGGUGUCAAACACAAUCUGCAACAAAAGAAAUAAGACCUUCCAGCUGAACAGUCCAGACGGUGCAACACUAACCGUGGGGGUCCUGGAUGACACCAAGUGCAACGCUGCAGACCUGAACGCGUGGGGGAAGUUCUUCCUGCCCACCACAGUUCAGAUGCAGGUGGUGGGUUAUGUGGAGGGCAGCCCGUACCCCUGUGACCAGCUCGUCCUGAUGACCUGUGAGGACAAGAAGUUCUACGGCUACGACGGAGACGAGCUCCACCUGGUGGCUCCAAGUCUGGAGCAUCUGUGCCAAGUCGGGGUAGACUACCCCGCUUCCAGAAGCUUUUACAGAGGGGAGGCCUUUAAACACACGACCAGCGAGGAGUGGGAUGAGCUGAGGAAGGGUCCCGUGGGAAAGAGGCUAGACAAAGAGCAUCACCAGCUGGUAUCAAAACACAAAGACAGUUUCCUGAAAAACCUGCGACUCGGCGCAGAGAAGCGGAGGUGUCACCAGCAGCACGGCCCCAUCCUCUCCGACGCCGUGCUCAGACAGCUGCAGAACGGCGGGGCCUGAGAGCGCCCGGAUCAAAAACCAACUGUGUGCAUGCUGCUGUCCGAGCAAAUCUGAAAAAAGCUUUUUCAGAUUUCUCCACAAGACUGCAGUCAACUAUGCAUCAAAGCACUGCCUCUCCCCCCAUUUAUCAUGUUAGAUUAUUGUAGUAACUAAGUAAUUGGAUAUCUAUAAAUAGGUUUGAUCAACCAGUUAGUAGACAAAGUAGAUAAUGGGGAAGUUAAACAUAAAAAAUAGAAAUAAGUUGAAAAGGUUAGUAAAAUAUUGUGAGGACAGUGAUGAUGCAGACUGUAGUGGCCCGUCUUCAGCUGUGGAGAGUGGAGCGAGACGAGUUCAGCAAUGCAUGCUGGGAAACCUCUGCUGCUGCUUAAGAGCAGUCAUAUGUCUGAGCAGCAGUUUAGGUAGCAGACCGACCUUCAAGAACCUGAAGUUGGCGCCUGAUUUGUAGCUUCUAAUUUGAUGGUUAAGGGAAAUGUUAAGACUAAGAUUUAAUAAAACGAAGUUAAUGAUGUGUCAAAACUCAAUAAAAGGACAAAUACAUUUUUUUUCAUAUGGUAAAGUUAACCUUAAACUUAAGUUCUUAAAAUACUUGUCUGUUUAAAAUGAAGACACUGAUUUAACAUUACAUAAUGGUGAAAUAUUUAACCCUUAACUUUCCCCUUAACUUUCAGAGCAGAAACAAGAAUUGUUGCUACAAAAAAUUAGCAGCAGUUCAAAAAAAGGUUUGACAAGCUGCAGUCAUUCAAUAUUUGACACUAAAUUAAAAUAAUACAUUUAUGUUUAAAUAUUAAACAAACACAGAAAAUGAAAAAAUAUCAACUCAAACUUGAGUUCUGACAAGAGUCAGAAUGCAACUUUGAGUUUAAGCUUUUUAAAAUGUUUUUUUCCCAUGAUUUCAGAAAAAGUCUGUUACUUUAAAUCCUUGACUAAAUCUAGUUAAAAGGAGUAAAAAGAUAGAAAUUCAGUUUACAUUUUUAUGUGACUAAAAUCUAUAAUGUAAAUAAAAUAAAAGCAAAAAAGUAAGAUUUCAACGUAAAUAAUGUAAUUAGUUUGUGUAAAGUUUGUCUCCACAGUUUUAAAAUGAAGCUGCUGAUUAAAAGAAACUUUUUCCUAAAAA
Messenger RNA from Oryzias latipes (Japanese medaka), 3147 nucleotides. NCBI's taxonomy places the organism in Eukaryota, Metazoa, Chordata, Actinopteri, Beloniformes, Adrianichthyidae. The record is from RefSeq and is a predicted model, not a curated record.